CUUGCACCCCCGGCCCGCUCCCGCCUCGCCAUGGCCGGCAUUCUCUUCGAGGAUAUUUUCGACGUGAAAGACAUCGACCCCGAGGGCAAGAAAUUCGACCGGGUUUCCCGGCUGCAUUGUGAGAGCGAGUCCUUCAAAAUGGACUUGAUCCUCGAUGUGAACGUACAGAUCUACCCUGUUGAUCUUGGUGACAAAUUCCGCCUAGUGAUUGCCAGCACCUUGUACGAAGACGGGACCUUGGAUGAUGGGGAAUAUAACCCGACGGACGAUAGACCAUCCAGGGCUGACCAGUUUGAGUAUGUGAUGUAUGGCAAGGUGUACAGGAUUGAAGGGGAUGAGACGUCCACAGAGGCCGCCACGCGCCUCUCCGCCUACGUGUCCUACGGCGGCCUGCUCAUGAGACUCCAGGGAGACGCCAACAACCUGCACGGCUUUGAAGUGGAUUCCAGAGUCUACCUGCUCAUGAAGAAACUGGCCUUCUGACCUGCUGUGGGGGGACGCUGGAGGGCUGGAAGCUGCAGUGGCAUCUUGGACUCGGGGGGGGGGGAGUGGAGCUGCCAACCCCCCCACCCCAAAUAUACAGAGACAGAUUUGCCAAUGGCGGAUUACAGGCAUCUCUGACAAGUUCCCCACCUCUUCCCUCUGCCCCCCAUUUGGGGGCCUUUGGAUCAUAUCAGCAUACUGAACAUUUGUCCAGAGCAUCUCCUGCUAGCAUUGAAGGGACCGGAUUUCGUUCUCUUAAUAUUUGUAGGAUUACAGUGAACCAUCGUUUGUUAUUGCAUAAGGAACUCAGUUGCAUCUGUUAUUACACAGGGGACUAUGAAUCUUUUGAUAUUACAGAGGGAUCUAUGGACAUUUGUCUAGAGCGUCUCCUACUAAGAGUGAAGGAAGGGACGAGAUUUCAUUCUCCCAAGUAUUUGUAUGGUUAUAAGCCACACUUUGUUAUUACAUAGUCGCAUUUGAUAUUACAUGGGAAGAUACGAACAUUUGUCCAAAACAUCUGCUCACACUAAAGGGACUAGACUUCGCAUUUCAAGGAUUUAUAUGGUCACAGUAUUACAUGGGGGCUCUGUUCCAUGAGAAUCAAGGUUGCUAUUUCAGAUGUAGGGUGACCAUAUGGAAAGGAGGACAGGGCUCCAGUACCUUUAACAGUUGUAUUGAAAAGGGAAUUUCAGAAGGUGUCCUUCAUAUGCAUGUAUGCACCUGGUGGAAUUCCCUCUUCAUCACAACAGUUAAAGCUGCAGGAGCCCUGCUCUCUUUUGUAUCUGGUCACUAGCAUAGCUCCUGCAGCUUUAACUGUUGUGAUGACCUGCAUACAAAUGACACCUGCUGAAAUUCCCUCUUCAUCACAACAGUUAAAGCUGCAGGACCUCUGCCCUCUUUUGUGUGUGGUCACUCUAGUGUAGCUCCUGCAGCUUUAACUGUGGUGAUGAAGAGGGAAUUUCACCAGGUGCUGCAUGCAUACAAAUGAGACCUGCUGAAAUUCCCUUCUCUACGCAACUGUUAAAGAUACAGGAGCCCUGUCCUCCGUUGCAUACGGUCACCCUAUUCAGAUAAGCAGGGUGUGCUCACUUUGCUGUGCUUCGCUCAUAGCAUAGGCAAGGAGCCUCUGCCCUUACAGAUUUUGCCAAAGUACAGAUUCUGACCAUCGUUCCUGACCGUUGGCCAUGGUCAGCUGGGAAUGAUGGGUAUAUCAGCAAUAUCUGAAGGGGCAGUAGUUUCCCUGCUCCCUGGCCCGAGGCAAAUGCUCCAUUUGAAUUUGCUUUGAUGCCUUAAUUAAAGCGUAGCAGUUUCAUAUUUGGCUGAGCCGGGCAUCAUUUCUUGCAUCUACACUAGAAAGUUGGUGGCUCAAGGAUUUGGCCGCUCAAGAUUCGGCAGUUAGGAAUCCAAAUUCCUCGGAUCGAGUUGCCUGCUUUAUCAACAGAAAUGGACUAGGUUUGCACAUUCUUCGCAAAGACACAAUGUUUUCUUCAGGAUUUGGGUCCUCUGUCUUGAUCCACCACAACUCCCUGCUCCUUACCCAGUCCCAUCGCAAACGUGGAAGGGGACUUGGCACUCCAGCGUAGAAGAACCAUAAGCAGAAACUUCCUGGGCCAAGAGUGUGAGACAAGGACCUUGUUCACGCAUAACCGCAACCCAUGGUUUGUUUAAUUUGUGGGUUGUUGCCUUG
This is a messenger RNA of Elgaria multicarinata webbii, 2170 nucleotides long. RefSeq names its product RNA polymerase II, I and III subunit H (gene POLR2H). The coding region runs from base 31 to 483 and encodes 150 amino acids. Gene Ontology annotation, cellular component: RNA polymerase I complex; RNA polymerase III complex; RNA polymerase II, core complex. The record is from RefSeq and is a predicted model, not a curated record. Gene Ontology annotation, biological process: DNA-templated transcription. NCBI's taxonomy places the organism in Eukaryota, Metazoa, Chordata, Lepidosauria, Squamata, Anguidae. The transcript has 5 exons.